AAUCGGGACAGGUAAAUAGCGCGGUCGUUAAAUGUGUUAGUCAAUUUUCUAGAGCGGCUAAUAGCGGCAAAUUUUUCUCACUUGAACAAAAGAAGUGCGAAACGCCAGAGAAUGUAAUUAUAGUACAAUCACUAAAUGAUGUGCUAAUCACUUCGUUAGCCAAUGCGUGACGGUAAUUUUGAAAGAAAAUUAAUAUUUCAGAAGACGGAGAAAGAGUUGUAAAGAUUUCAUUGUUACCUCUUUGUCGCGAUUGAUUCUUUUUGCGGCUUAGUAUAGUUUGAGCCGCUGUCAAAUGUAUAUAUUGUUAACAGAUUACGUGUAUGAUAUACAUAUAUAUACAUACACACACACACACACACACACAAAUACACUGACAAUUAAUAGCACGCGCGUAGCGUCUGUUGUGCUUAGUAGCGUAAAAAAAAAGGACAACCGACAAUAUUAAAUUUGGAUAUUUUUUUUACUGAUCAUACAAGCCAUACAUGAUAUCAAAUUUAAUAUUACAUAUUUACGAGUAACAAAAUGGGAGAAACAGUUAAGAGAAAAAAGCUGUUUUUUGACUGCCCAGAAGAGUUCAGAACGUCCAUUGCACGGCAGUGUGCAAUCCUCAGUUUAUUGCAUCAUUGUGUUUGUACCUGUUAUUUUAUCGCAAGGAUAUGCGAUUGCUUACGAGUGUGGAUUACACAACAAGCUAUUAUGCCUCCGCGUUAUUAGAUAUAAUGGCAAUGACUGCAUUUCGUUCACAUUGUUGACUUCAAAACCGACAAUCAGUCAAACAACACAGUAUCUAUCGAUCAUAUUACGUGCUUGGCUUUAAACUUAGUUAACUAGCUCUAGUGACGGUAACGGUGAUCAACAAACCACAAAUUAUCUAAUUCUUUGAAAAACUCUUCAUAUUUAAAGAUUUAUUUAAAUUUACGUUUAACGAGUCUAGAAACUGCGUUCCUACCGCGUACGGUGCCCUGAUAAAGCAGAAAAAAAAGACGAUGUACUAUAAAAGGCAAGGUUGAAAGAAAUUACGUAAUCGUGGGAGUCGCACAAUAAGCACUACGAGUCAUUUAUUUCUUCAGAAAAUGUUUUCACAGCUUUUUAAGAUUCAGGGCCACACCCGUGUACGCGGGUUUACGUUCCCGAAUUACGUUUUGCAUAAUUUUUCGUCAAUGAGAGUUUCAUAUCGGAAAACCGGGAGUUCCCUUUCGCCGACACAUGGCGGUCCUGCCGGCCUCCGAAACUACGUAUGUCUGCAAGAUACGCUGUCGCUGUGAAAUCAUCGCACGGAACAAUCACCGGUCGCGCACCACUUUCAUCGGAAUAAAAAGCCUACCGACGUUCGUAGAAAUUGUCACCGUCGCACUGCACAGGUCCCCCCGUCAGUGCGCGACAUAUACCGGCGUGCGGUGCACCGCUUCGAUUUUGCCACCGUCUGCGACUGUGCAACGUGAACGAUUUUGCGCCAUCAUGCGCUCGCCGCCGUUUCCCGAGAGACGCGAGCUUCUUCAAUACGUCUCGUAAAUUUUUAGAGGCUUUAUUUUUUUUUUGGAAAAGUGAAUUUAAACUCGAACGGGUAUACAGUCGAGGCGCAGUAAGAUAACAAUUGAAUCGAUGUGAUAAAAAAAGAAAUAUCGUCGUUUUGUACAUAUAAAUAAAACCGGAGCAAAUAACUGCAAAACGCACACAGACUAAAAAUGAAAUACAUGUUUGAAAAAAAUAAAACCUUUUAUUUACAUGAAAAUUUAUGUAUGCUAUAAUUGACACGAGAAAUAAAUAUGUAGAGUGAGUAAGAAGAUAAAAGAGAGAAAUCUUUUAGAAAAAGAUGGAUUUGAAUUUUUGAGAUUUCAGAGACUGAUUUACGAUGUGCCACCAGACGAGCACACGUCUGCUUUGUGGAUGACGAAACGUCCCGAUCUCGCUUGUCGUCGUAGAUUGACGCGCGAGACGCUAUCUCGCGAAUACUCGAAGCAUAAUGAUUUGGAACGUCGGACUGUUAUAGAAUCACCUAGGCACUUUGUCAAAAACAUAUGCUGAUUCUCUCGCUCUCUUUUUCUCCGCUUCUCCUUUCAUACAUACUUUUCGACACGCUGGAUAGUCGCGUGUAAAAUGUGUAUAACAAGAAUAACACAGAGAGACUUGGUGAUUUAAACAGUUAUCACAUCUCGCGAGCAAAGUUCCUCGAACCGGCGCAUAAUUGUCUUGUAACUGUGACACAGAGAACAUUGCGACCUAACAUCUCCAUCUUUUUCAUUCAAUAAACACUUGUACGAUAAAGAUUAUUUUGAACUAUUUCUAUUUUAUUGCAUCAAACCAUCUUUUUUUUUUUUCAAGUUGUUGAGCUCAACUAUUGUCAACAUAUUAUCUUAUUACACGUAUUCUUCUUGUGUCUGCAGAAGAAGUCGGAUAUUCUUUUCGAGUGACACGUAUGCGAGACAUAGCUGACAAACGAGAACCAAUCGAGUGUCAAAUUCACAAGCUGAUGGUACGGUGUGAAACGGUAUUCGUUGCAAUGGAUACACGUCGCAGAAGUGCAACAUAAUGGCGCUAAAAGGAACAAACCUUGAAUGAUGUCAUAUUUUUUUCCCGGUUUGCCGGUUGAUACAAAAAGUGAGGUCCUCACAGUCAAGUCAUAUGAGGUGAGGUUUCGUUUGGUAAGAGGUCGAGUGUAUUUAUGCAUAUAUGAGACAAGUUUGUUAUUUUUACUUGUUUUUAUCACGAACAAGUUUCACCGGAUCACUGGACACUCAUUACUUACAUCUUAUUUAAUUUUCAAACCCGGUUAGGUUAAGUUGUAAUAGCGACUGACAAGGAGAAUGUGGAAGAUGUUGGAACUUCACGAAUUUGAGUGUAAUAUUUUCGAGGAUGUAGCUGCAGUCGCUUUAAUAGAAGGUACCGUGCAUUACUGUACCUUUGACGAGUUGCAAGAUGAGCUCCAACUGUUCGCUAAAUAUUUGCGCGGAUAUCCUGAGGUUUUUAUUACACAGGAUAUUCUGGCCACUCGCGAUUCUGCACGCACAGUUAGCGCUGGAGAGUUAUUCCUACCUGUUCAUGACAGCAUUUUCAAGAAAGUUGUCAGUAUAUGGAGAGAAAAAGGAGUAUCCGAAGCAAUUCGUUUUGCUGCAGCUGCAAAUCCAGAAGAAAUCACAAGUGUUGGACACUUGAUAGCUACAAGAUUAAAUUGGUUACUAGAUCUAAUGGAAAAAGGAAUAUAUCAAAGAGAUAUAUUACCAACAUCAGGAACUGGAUCUGUUGCUGAUAUUGUUGCUACACGAGAUUGGAAUACAUCGCUGAUACGAUGUUUGUCUUGGCAUCCGCAUUGUGCUCGUCUAGCAGUGGCCACAAGAGAUGAUCGAAUACGUAUUUUUACACAUGGCAUAUUAGGUGUACCAGUACUGAGACACAGUGCACAGAAGUCAGUUAGCUGCUUAAGUUGGAGACCACAUGCUGGACGUGAACUAGCAGCGGCUUGUUAUUCUGGAGUAUUAAUUUGGACUAUAGAAUUAGGGGCAGCAAGUAAUUUACUUAGCCACGCAAUACUUCUAAAGCAAAGGAAUCAUGUACCUGUUACAGAUGUCACAUGGCAUCCGCAAGGUGAUUUGUUGGCGUCUUGCUCACCAACAGACUCAAAUAUAAUAAUCUGGGAUGUCUCUAAAGAAGAAGGAGUUCCAUUGAAACGUGUUGGUGGAAGAGGUGUGUGCUUUACACGUUGGUCACUCUGUGGAUCAUGGUUAUUUUCUGCUUCGUGUAGAAAUGUUUUUAGAAUUUGGAAUACUGGCAUUCCGACACCAUGGCGCGCAGAAAGAUGGACAGUUUCACGCGAACGCGUAGCAACUGCAUGCUUCGGUCCCAAUUUAACGUUACUUUUCGCUACUGCUGAAGAUUCUUCUAUGAUAUUUUCGUUAUCGCUGCAAGAUAAUAUAUUUGUUAAAAAUGGAAGUGAUAAUGAUGCAAAGAUAGCUAAGCGUCUAAUCGAUUUAACAAAAGUAAACUUUUUGUCAAACGAUAAUGACGAUUACAUCACAGUGGGAGGCAGAAUAGUUUCUAUGGAAUGGGAUUUGACAGGAAAAUAUCUUGCUAUUCUCUUCCAGGACAGUCCUGUAAUUGCUCUGAUCAAAACAAAGUUGAGCAAAUUGUCGCAAGUGGUCGAAGUUCAACCCGGAUGCCUGAUCAAAGGAUUUCCCGGAGAAGUGCCAAACUGUAUGAACUUUUAUCAAAAACGUUCGUCGUGGAUCUGUUUAACAAUAGCCUGGAGCAGUGGACGCGUGCAACAUUUUCCGAUUGUCGAGAACGAAAGUAAAGUCGAUGUUGCCACAUAUCCCACGAUAUUAACUCAUUCUAUGAGAACAAGUGAAUUCUACAGUUCUGACAACAUUUACAGACAAUAUUGAAUUAUUAUUUUGAUACAUUACCGGUAAGAUAAUAAAAUUUCAUACAUGUUUUUCUAUCUAUAAAUAAGUGAUGUAUAGUAACGAAAAUAUUUUAAUAUAUG
Molecule: messenger RNA, 4480 nt
Organism: Pseudomyrmex gracilis
Lineage: Eukaryota; Metazoa; Arthropoda; Insecta; Hymenoptera; Formicidae
Product: aladin
Exons: 8
Coding region: 2805-4379 (524 amino acids)
Biological process (GO): nucleocytoplasmic transport
Cellular component (GO): nuclear pore
Molecular function (GO): protein binding
Source: RefSeq, a predicted model, not a curated record